Molecule: messenger RNA, 7583 nt
Organism: Pleuronectes platessa (European plaice)
Lineage: Eukaryota; Metazoa; Chordata; Actinopteri; Pleuronectiformes; Pleuronectidae
Gene: thsd7aa
Product: thrombospondin, type I, domain containing 7Aa
Exons: 29
Coding region: 1-5352 (1783 amino acids)
Biological process (GO): actin cytoskeleton organization
Cellular component (GO): plasma membrane
Source: RefSeq, a predicted model, not a curated record
AUGGGGCUGCCCGAAAGAGCUUUGGGGACCCCGGCAGUCUUGAGUGGGGCACCUCUCCUCUCUCUCUGGAGGUUAGCACUGCUCUUUUUCUCCAUCUGGGAGCUGAAUGCACAAACCGCAGUGGAAAAUAAACCCCUGUACAUCUGGCAAACAGGUCCAUGGGGUCGUUGUAUGGGCAGUGAGUGUGGUCCUGGAGGAAGCCAGAGCAGGGCUGUAUGGUGCGCCCAUUCUGAAGGCUGGACCACUCUUCAUACCAACUGUGAUCAGACAGAACGGCCAGAAAACCAGCAGAGCUGCUUCAGAGUGUGCGACUGGCACAAAGAUUUGUACGACUGGCAGCUAGGCGCCUGGAACCAGUGUGUCCCGGUGUCCAUGCGCAGUGCUGGGGUUCAGCGCCCUGCUGGGUGCACCCGGGGAGAGGAGGGCAUCCAGACCCGUGAGGUGGGCUGUGUCCAGAAAGUGAAUGCUGAGCCUGCAGAGGAUGCAAUCUGUGAAUACUUUGAGCCUAAACCACGACUAGAGCAGGCCUGUCUAAUACCCUGUCCUCGGGACUGUGUGGUGUCGGAGUUCAGCCCCUGGACGCUUUGUUCAAAAACCUGUGGAAUGGGCUUACAGAACCGGAUCCGCUGUAUCCUAGCUCCCCCAUUGUUUGGCGGGGCAGCUUGCCCAAACCUGACUGAGUUUCAGACAUGCCAACCAGGGGUCUGUGAGGGGGAGGAGAGCCUCUACAGUCUCAGGGUGGGAGCUUGGGGACUCUGCUCUGUCCCGCUGCCAAGGCAAGCAAGACAAGCUCCCGGAUUACCCAGAGAUGACAAACCAUCCAGAGAAACCGAUAAACUUUCCAAAGACGGAGACAAACAGUCCAGAGGGAGUGAAAAAACAUCCAGAAGGGGAGACAAGCAGUCCAGAGAGGGUGUCCUACAGUCUGGUGACGAUGAGAAGCAGUCAAAGGGAGGGGAAAAGCAGAGCAAAGAGGGUGACAAACAACACAAAGAAGGAGACAAAUGGGCCAAAGAGGGUGAUAAAGUGCCAAGAGAUGGUGACAAACCAUCCAGACCCAACAGAAAACUGAGUCGUGCAAACAGGAAACCUGACAGGCCAUCCCGACAGGCCGACAGGCCCAAACGACAGAAGAAGGCUAAAAACAAGGAGAAAAGAGAGAAAAUGAGAGAGAAAGUCAGAGAGAGGUUAAGGGAGAGAGGCAAAUCAAAGGAUCCUGAGACGAGAGAACUCAUCAAGAAGAAGAGGAACAAGAACCGUCAGAACCGCCAGGGAGCAAAGUUUUGGGACCUGCAGGUUGGAUACCAGACCCGAGAAGUGUCCUGUGUCCACAAGAGUGGGGAUGUUGAAGCUCUGAGCCUGUGCUCUCAGGAGACAUUACCAGUGAACUUCCAGGCAUGCGUCAUAACCAAAGACUGUGAUGUGACGGAAUGGUCGGAGUGGUCAGCGUGCUCCAAGGAGUGCCAUGAUCCCAAUGGUCCCAAGGGUGAGCGCACUCGUACCAGAAAAGUGAGCCAGUUCCCAAUCGGGGGAGGAGGAGAUUGCCCAGAGCUCGAGGAGAAAGAGCCCUGCAGCCCCCAGGGAGACGGAGUACCCCCCUGUAUUGUAUACAGCUGGAAGACCACAGAGUGGACAGAGUGCCGGGUGGACGUGCUGCUGAGCCAACAGGACCGUCGGCGUGUAAACCUUACAGGGUUGUGUGGAGGCGGGAUUCAGACGCGGGAGGUCUACUGUGUCCAAACCAGCACUGACGCAGUACCCAACCUCAGCUCACUCAGGAGCAAAGAAGCAUUAAGACCAGUGGACCGCAAUCUGUGUCUGGGCAUCUCACCGAACACCACCCAGCUCUGCCAUAUAAGCUGUCCUGUAGAGUGUGAGGUGUCGUCAUGGAGUGCCUGGGGACCCUGCACCUACGAGAACUGUCAAGAUCAAGCAGCCAAGAAAGGCUUCAAACUGAGGAAGAGGAAGAUUGUCAAUGAGCUAAUGGUCGGGAUGGGGAACUGCCCCCACCUGGUGGAGGCAAUACCGUGUGAAGACCCCAGCUGCUACGACUGGCUGGUGAUUCAACUGGAGGAGUGUAUCCCUGAUAAUGAGAAGGAAUGUGGACCAGGAACCCAGAUCCCUCAAGUGCAGUGUAUCAACAGUGAUGGUAAAUAUGUGGAAAGACAGCUCUGCCGUGAUGCCAUCCUGCCCAUGCCCGUCGUCUGCGAGGUGCCUUGCCCAAAGGACUGUGUCCUGAGCCCCUGGACCCUCUGGUCUCUCUGCUCCCAUACCUGCUCUGGAAAAAACACGGAGGGAAAACAGACCAGAGCUCGCUCAAUCCUCGCCUAUAACGCUGGAGAAGCGACUGCAAAGGUUGUGGCGUGGGUUACUGUGAUGCAGGGUGGAAUCCUCUGUCCAAACAACAGUGCUCUGCAGGAGGUGAGGAACUGCAAUGACCACCCCUGCACUGUCUACCACUGGCAAACAUACCCUUGGGGCCAGUGCAUAGAGGACUCCUCCAUUCCGGUCACCAACACAUCUGUGAGCAGAACACAAGGGGAUGACGCCUCAUGCUCAGUGGGGAUGCAAACUCGCAAGAUCAUCUGUAUCCGGGUCAAUGUGGGCCAGGUUCCUCCCAAAAAGUGUCCAGAGAGUCUGCGCCCAGACACAGUCAGGCCCUGCUUGCUACCAUGCAAGAGAGACUGUGUUGUGAGCCCGUACAGCGAGUGGAGCCCCUGCCCAUCAACAUGUCGAGCAGGUGGUAACAAUAAGAAGAAGCAGCUUAGGAAACGUAUUAUCAUCCAGUUACCAGCCAACGGGGGGCAAGACUGUCCGGAGGUGCUGAGCCAGGAGAGAGAGUGCGAGGCUCAAUCUGUGUGUCAUGGCUACCGGUGGAAAACUCACAAGUGGCGGCGAUGCCAGCUAGUUCCAUGGUCAGUACGUCAGGACAGUCCUGGAGCUCAGGAGACGUGUGGGCCAGGGCUGCAGAUUCGAGCUGUUUCAUGUCGGAAGCAGGAUGGAGGGCAAGCAGACGUUGAAACUUGUCUUAAGUUGGCCAGCUCCAUGCCGCCUCUCAUCCAGCACUGCCAGCUGCCCUGCCAGGAAAACUGUCAACUCAGCAGCUGGUCGAAGUUCUCCUCCUGCACUGCCGACUGCGUGGGUGUCAGGGCUCGCAAGAGGAUGCUAGUGGGGAAGAGCAAAAAGCGUGACCAGUGUAAAAACCACCAAAUGUAUCCCCUGAGCGAGACACAGUACUGCCCGUGUAACAAAUACAACGCCCAGCCUGUGGGCAACUGGUCCGACUGUGUCCUUCCUGAGAACGGCCGUAUGGAGGGUCAGCUGGGCAUGAAGGUCCAAGGUGACAUCAAGGAGUGUGGCCAAGGAUAUCGUUACCAGGCGAUGGUGUGUUACGACCAGGACAACCGCAUAGUGGAGACCUCACGCUGCAACAGCCAUGGAUAUAUUGAGGAGGCUUGCAUCAUCCCAUGUCCAUCUGACUGCAAACUAAGUGAGUGGUCCAACUGGUCACGCUGCAGCAAGUCCUGCGGCAGUGGUGUCAAAGUCCGCUCCAAGUGGCUCAGAGAAAAGCCCUAUAAUGGUGGGAGACCCUGUCCUAAACUAGAUCACGUCAGUCAGGCUCAGGUGUAUGAGGUUGUGCCUUGCCUCAGCGACUGUGGGCAGUAUGUCUGGGUGGCAGAGCCCUGGAGUGUGUGGAAGGUGAGCAACGUCGAUGUGAAGGACAACUGUGGUGAAGGUGUUCAGACCAGGAAAGUCAGGUGUAUGCUGAACACUAUAGACGGACCCUCUGAGCAAGUAGAAGACUAUCUGUGUGACCCAGAGGAGAUGCCACUGGGGGCCCGCAACAGCCAGCUUCCCUGCCCCGAAGAUUGCGUUUUAUCAGACUGGGGAACCUGGAGCUCAUGUGAACUGCCGUGUAGUGGGAACAGUACCCGUGAGAGGAGCGCUUACCCACUCCGCCAGCCUGGAGAAGAGAAGGAGUGUCCCCCGACUACAGAGACAGAGCCCUGCAAACUGAACAGCAACUGCUUUCACUACUCUUACAACAUCACCGAUUGGAGUACCUGUCAGUUGAGCAACAGCGCAGUGUGUGGAAACGGCAUCAAAACCCGCAUGUUGGACUGUGUGCGUAGCGACAGCAAAUCUGUUGACCUCAAGUUCUGCAAAGAGUUGGGUCUAGAGAGGAAGUGGCAGAUGAAUGCUUCCUGUGUGGUUGAGUGCCCAGUCAACUGCCAGCUGUCAGACUGGUCUCCAUGGUCUGACUGCACUCACACCUGCGGGCUGUCAGGCAAGCUGCGGAGAAGACGGACAGUGGUCCAGGCUCCUCAGGGUGACGGGAGACAGUGUCCAUCCCAGAUGGCGCAGUGGAAGCCUUGUCUAGUGAAGCCCUGCUACAGCUGGAGAUAUAGCACCUGGUCUGAGUGCAAGUCUGAGGGAGCAAGGUGUGGAGAAGGCCUGCGCUUUAGGAACGUGUCAUGCUUUGUGUCGGAGAGUUCAGGUGAGCAGGACAUCAGCCUGGUGGAUGAUGAGCUGUGCGGCGAUCUGGAGCCCUCGGUGGACGGAGACACACACAUUGUUCUGCAGGAACCCUGUACUGUUCCAUGUCCAGGAGAGUGCUACCUGAAGGACUGGACCGUUUGGAGUCCGUGCCAGCUCAGCUGCGUAAGUGGCGAUGACCUGGGCUUCGGAUCUGUCCAGGUCCGCUCCAGAGCCGUGGUGGCCCAGGAUCCAGAGAACCUGCUGCAGUGUCCAGAGCAGGAGAUGGAGGCACGGCCAUGUACAGACGGCCAGUGUUUUGAAUACAAGUGGGUGACUGCACCAUGGAGAGGCGCAUCUCGCCAAGUCUGGUGUCAGCGCUCAGAUGGACUUAAUGUUACAGGUGGAUGCCCGGCAACUUCCAUGCCGAUUGCUGACCGAUCCUGCGACCCGCCCUGCACCAAGCCACGUUCCCUUUGCACAGAGGUGGGUGUGUGCGGCUGUAUAGAGGGCUACACUGAAGUGAUGUCAUCGGAUGGUCAGCUGGAUCAGUGUACCCUCAUCCCUGUGCUGGAGAUCCCUACCGCAGGCGACAACAGGGCUGAUGUCAAGACCAUCCGAGCCUUGAACCCCACCCAGCCUGUAGCCAGCACGCCAAGCAGGGUGGGGCGCACCUGGUUCCUGCAGCCCUUUGGUCCAGAUGGGAAGCUGAAGACCUGGGUGUAUGGAGUCGCAGCAGGAGCCUUUGUUCUGCUCGUAUUUAUAAUCUCCAUGACAUACCUAGCAUGCAAAAAGCCAAAGAAGCCUCAGCGACGGCAGAUGAACAACAGACUGAAGCCGUUGACUCUCGCCUACGACGGAGACGCUGAUAUGUAGAGGUCUUUCUUCUGACCGCACUGAGCUGGAGACUUUCGUCCUACUGCAGGGCACACAGGGUUGCUAUGGAAACCCCUUGAUGUCAGGGCUGCCGCUGGGCAUUGUUCAAACAACACACAGACAUCCCAGGAACAGGAGUUUGACGGAAAGAGAAACCUCAAAGAUCAAGACACUGAAUCCAUGUCCAUUAGCAGCCUUGAUAUUCCUGUCGUCGUCGUCUUUUUUAUUUCCGUUUUGAUACUUUCAAAAGAGCCUUCAUGAAUUCUCUGUCUUCUUUCAGAAGUCUGCCUUUGCUUCUCUUGCCAUCUACUACUGCCAGUAACAUCCAAACCAUGGCCGUUGGAGAGGGUCACACGAAAAGAUUUUGCUCUAAAAGCACAAAUCCUCUUCUUGUUAAUUUUGCCUCAGCUGAGCGGGAUAAUCUCGCUUUCUUCUUUGUCCCAUUAGGAACAUUCAUAACCCGCAGUGUUAUUAUGGCCUGGAUCCAUCUCACGAGAAGAGAAGAUAAAAACAGAGGAGGAAAAAAAAGUGUAAUGAAUCCCAGAGCCGUCAUCACUUCUGCCUGCCUAUCCCUUCUCAGUCUGUCAGGCAUAAUUUUGCACUAUAUUAGUGCAGCAUGAUAUGUUCUUAUGUCUAGCUUAACCAUAGGAAACUGCCUCUCUCAAUACAAGAUGGUGUACAGUUUUUUGCAAACAGAACUCACCAAUGUUUGUAAUAUUUUUCUUCUAUUACCUCUUGUAUGUGAUACGAUGGGACUCCGUGUAAAUAGAUUUUUAUUUAUUUUUUGUGGUCUCAACCUUACCUUUCUAGUAUGUACAGGUUCACGUCCCAAACUCUGCCUGAAUUAAUUUAUUCUCUGACGAGCUUUUGACUGUGACUUCAGGAUUUUUACUUUUGUAAUUAAUGAAUAAACGCCACUGUUAUGGAUUCAGAGUGCAUGAGACCCAUAGAAACGCAUUCAUCGUCACGAAACUCUGUAUCUGUGACAGGGGAGGAACAAAUGACGUAAAACUGGGAUGUCGUCAAAUACUCAAAUACAUUUACAACAUUUAUUAACACAAAAUCAAUCAAUUCUGUUGUUCUUGAUUGUGACGUAAAUUGUCUAAAUUAUUUUGCGAUCUGACUAUGCUUCAAACUAACUACUUCCCAUGGCAUGAUGCCCGAUCAUAUCAAAAGGUCAAAGUGUUGAACCUUCAAACUUGUUCUACUGCUUUUCUGUCAUUUUUCAUGAUUCCUGAAGUGAAUCAUCAGUUUCUGCGCAGCUCAUGGAUGUGCUCCCACCUUCUAGAUUUUGCGUUCAUCCCAGAAUCUUUGCUUCUGCCCUAUGUUCUAAUAACAACCAUUAGAGAAGGUUUACAAAUAGUAAGUUUUGGCUGAUACAUCUUUACUAACUAAAAAGAUGUAUGUCUUUAGACAUUUCGUUCUUGAUUCACUUUGAAUUCAUACAUGUCUUAAGGUGUUUGAGAUGUCCUGUCUGCACCGUCCUCAAAUCUGUCUAUGUCCUCUGCAGCUCAGCAAGAAACAAUUCCCUGUCCUUAGUUCUGUGGAGGAGGUUCCUUCCUGUUCACAGCUACAGAAAAACUAUCUGAAAAGAAUUCAGCUCUGUCUUACAGGUUUCACUCAUCCAUUCAUGUUUACUGAGACUCUUCAUUCAUGUAUUUCAGAGAGAGGAAGAGUUGUGGCCUCACUUUCUUAAAGAGCUGGUCGACCUGUGGAUCCCAUGAUCAAAUCCCAUGUAGGAGCUUUUCUACUGAUAAGAGCACAUUUCAGGAAGAAUCAUUAUACGGCAACAAUUUGAUGUGAAAACUGAAACCAUACAGUGCUGCCUAACAUCACUGCCUGAUGAAAGCUCGGGGUCCAGUCACCAAAACUGAACAUUGUAUUAUUUGUUAGAACUGAGGCAUCAUAUCGUUGCUGGAGAAUGGCAGUUUAGUAUUCUGUGGAAUUAGUUGCUAGUAAAUUAAUGGAAUGUUUAAUUUAUAUUUCUUGGAAUAUGAGUUGUAAAUAAAGUGCUAAAUAUUUCUUUUUUUUUAUUUAUUGUUCAUGUACCAUAAUAAUGUUUCAUUUUUUACUACACAAGAUGUUAUGGAUACAUAAAACUAGAAAAAAAUGGAGGUGUGAAUGUGGGUGUGCUUAAAGGGAAAUUGAUAACCUUGUGAAAAAGUCGCAGAUAAAUCUGUCCAUUUCCUACUGUUUGUUUAUUUGUAUUUAACUAAUUGCUGAUAAUAAAC